AUGGCCCCCCUAGGACCCCACCGGAGGGAGCUCGUCCGGGCAUGGAAAAAAGGGUCCCGGGGUCCCGACGAGGCGGCCGCGGUUUACGGUAAUAGAGGGGCCCGGUAUCCCCCUUCGCCUUCGCGACCCAGCCGUGACUGCGGGAGGAAGCUUUCCCGGGGUGCCCCCCCGAUACCGGCAGACCCAACCGCGCGACGCGGCUCACGUUGCAGGCAUGAGGCACCGACACGUCCCGACUGGAGACGCCGUGUCUUCCCGCCUACAACUACCCUCCGGAGCCGUUUCUCCAUGGAUCCUGUCAAACUGCGCUCGCCGUACCGAAAAUCUGUGUCGGGGGAACCGAUUUGUAUGUGUCUGAUCGAAACUGGGCCCCACUGCCGCCUGGGCCACAGCGCUCCUUCCCGUCGACCGAGCUGA
Paracoccidioides brasiliensis Pb18 is the source of this 417-nucleotide messenger RNA. RefSeq lists its product as uncharacterized. The coding region runs from base 1 to 417 and encodes 138 amino acids. The record is from RefSeq and is a predicted model, not a curated record. The transcript has a single exon.